Molecule: messenger RNA, 1306 nt
Organism: Phaedon cochleariae (mustard beetle)
Lineage: Eukaryota; Metazoa; Arthropoda; Insecta; Coleoptera; Chrysomelidae
Source: the annotation of a GenBank genome assembly
UCGUGAUAUCUGUGAUAUGGGAUAAUUCAUUCUGUGGUUUUUGUAAUUUAUCAGCUGAUCAUUCUGUCAUUUAUAUCUAUCCUAUCUGUCAGUUUGUUUGUGAUUUUUGCAAUCAUUUUUUGUUAAUGUUUACAUGUUAUCAAAUUCUAUAAUUAUUAUUUCUCAAUCUCGAUCUAAAGACUGAACUUUGAACUUUAGCACAGUAUAAUCUCAUCAGUACAUUGACUAGUUUGAUAUUAGUUUUUGGAUAUCAAAAUGUUAACAAAUUGUACCAGAAAAGUUGGAUCUCAGUUGAGAAGAUUCCAAAGCACUUUGGUAAUAGCUGAACAUAAUAAUGAAGUCCUAUCAGCUCAAACCCAAAGUGCAAUUACUGCUGCUAAACAACUUGGCGGAGACAUAUCCGUUCUAAUUGCAGGUACAAAAUGUGGUCCUGCAUCAGAAGCCUUAGUAAAGGCUGAAGGCUUAUCAAAAGUUCUAGUUGCUGAAAAUGAAGCUUUCAAGGGUUCCACUGCUGAAAGUUUAACUAAUCUGAUACUGAGUGCUCAGAAGCAAUUCAACUACACCCAUAUUGUGGCUGGGGCAUCUGCUUUUGGCAAAGCCCUGCUUCCAAGAGUUGCUGCCAAGCUGGAUGUGUCUCCUGUUUCUGAUGUUAUUGCAAUAAAGUCACCAGACACUUUUGUCAGAACUAUUUAUGCUGGAAAUGCCAUACAAACCUUGACUGCAAAAGAUGCUAUUAAAGUUCUCAGUGUGAGAGGCACAAGCUUUGCACCAGCUGCUCUAGAAGGUGGUUCAGCUAGCUCAGAAGUAAUUGCUGCUGAUGGAUGUGCAACUGAUCUGACUGUCUUUGUAUCCCAAGAACUCAGCAAGUCAGACAGACCUGAAUUAGCAAGUGCUAAAGUUGUUGUUAGUGGGGGUAGAGGUUUGAAAUCUGGGGAUAAUUUCAAACUUCUGUAUGAUCUAGCUGACAAGCUGAAUGCUGCUGUUGGGGCUUCUCGUGCUGCUGUAGAUGCAGGCUAUGUCCCCAAUGACUUGCAAGUUGGUCAAACAGGGAAGAUAGUUGCACCUGAUCUAUACAUUGCAGUUGGAAUAUCAGGGGCCAUUCAACACUUGGCUGGCAUGAAAGACAGCAAAACCAUUGUUGCAAUCAACAAGGAUGCUGAGGCCCCCAUCUUCCAAGUAGCUGACUUUGGGUUAGUUGCUGACUUGUUCAAGGUUGUGCCUGAAUUAACCCAAAAAUUAUGAUGAAAUAUACCUCCUAGACAUUUUGAGACCCUAUUUUAUUUAUAAAUAAAUAUUUUAUACUACA